Messenger RNA from Suricata suricatta (meerkat), 799 nucleotides. It is a transcript of the gene EREG, whose product is annotated as epiregulin. The transcript has 5 exons. Gene Ontology annotation, biological process: positive regulation of mitotic nuclear division; epidermal growth factor receptor signaling pathway; positive regulation of cell population proliferation. Lineage: Eukaryota; Metazoa; Chordata; Mammalia; Carnivora; Herpestidae. Bases 97 to 591 code for a protein of 164 amino acids. The record is from RefSeq and is a predicted model, not a curated record.
UGCUAAAGCCUUUCACGGAUGAAUUAACGAUUUCCAUAAAUGCCAUGCAUGAAUUAAUGCAGCUCCGCAGAAGAGUUUUUGUUUCUUUCCUUAGAAAUGUUGCCAGUUCUAGAAACCCAGAGACCGGGAAGCGCUGUUGACACUUCAGGUUGCCAUCUUCUCCACGCAGUUCUUGGCACCACCGUGAUUCCUUCCUGCAUCCCAGGAGAGUCCGAAGAUAAUUGUACAGCUUUAGUUCAGACAGAGGACAAUCCACGUGUGGCUCAAGUGUCAAUAACGAAGUGUGGCUCUGACAUGAACGGCUACUGUUUGCACGGACAGUGCAUCUACCUGGUGGACAUGAGUGAAAAUUACUGCAGGUGUGAAGUGGGUUACACUGGGGUCCGAUGCGAGCACUUCUUUUUAACCGUCCAACAGCCCUUGAGCAAAGAAUAUGUCGCUUUGACUGUGAUUCUCAUUAUCUUGUUUCUCAUCAUUGUCGCCGGUUCCAUAUACUACUUCUGCAGAUGGUACAGAAAUCAAAAAAGUAAAGAAUCCAAGAAGGAGUACGAAAGGGUGACGUCAGGGGAUCCGGCAUUGCCCCAAGUCUGAACGGCGCUGCCAAGCUACGGGCAGGGAUGUGCAGCGUGCUGGUUAUGUUAAUAUUCCUAUUUUAUUAAUAAUAUUUAUGUUGGAUCACACAUUAUGUCAACAAUGAUGUAUUUUUAAUAUACUUGCAAAAGUUUUUUAUUUUUGUUUUAUUUUUGACAAGACUAUUUGCUAAUGUAUAAUGUAUACAAAAUAUAUAAUAUAAAAAGAA